AUUUUUCUUGAGUGAAGACUUAUGUUCACGCGUGAAUCCGCGCGCGAUGGAGUGUGUUGUGUGUGGUCGUUCGUUGAAGCCGGACGGUUGCGUGUUGACCACUACGACCAGACUUCCGUACUCGAAUCGCAACAUCCGAGAUUUCCUGGAUGAAUAUUCUGUAUUGUUGUCGAAGUGCGGAAAAGACACAUGGCUGUGUUUCGAUUGUUGGACAUUGGUUGCUCGUUGCGACGAGCUACAGAACACCGUGGAGAAUUUUAUUGGAUCAUUGCGUAGCUCCCAUCAGCGAAAACAGCUGCGAGGAACGGAAACUCUACCGGAAGUGAAAAUCGAGUUUGAAGAAGUCGUUUGCAAACCGGAUCAUUUUCUAGAACCUGCUGCGAGUUCAAUUCCAUCCGAAGAUGCGGAUCAGUCAAUGGAGGAGAGCGUCACGAAGCUGGCUGCUGAUGAAAACGAUCCCCUGGCAGAGAAGGAAGCGAAAAGGAAAACAAGAGCGUCUAAAUUUCAGACUGAGGGAUCAGAAAUUUCAGAGAAAACUCCUCGAGAAAAAGUGAAGAAAGUUACGAGAAACCGGAAACUUCGGAAAGAAGUACCCGUAGAAGUUCCGGAAUCGGAUGAAGAAAAUGAAGCCAGCGUGGAUACAUUUUCAUUGCCGGACAGCGAUUCUGGUGAGGAUAGUUCGGGUUCGGACUACACACCUGAAGAAUCGCGAGCGUCGGAUUCGAAGAGCGGCCAGUUCUGUCCCGAGUGCAAAAUUUCCGUGCUCGGGCUUGAUUUUGCGAAGCAUUUGAAAGAUGCUCAUCCAAAUUCGACCAAGAAAAAACCCGUGGCGUUGCAAUUACUCAAGUGCGACCAGUGUUCGUAUGCAAAUCCGAAUCGAAGAAAUCUGGCAUUCCAUAAACAGUACCAUCACGCCGAAGCGAAGCAUCCUUGUGGACAGUGUGGUCGUGGUUUCAAGCGGAAGCGUGAUUUGAUUGCGCAUGAGCACAAGGAGCAUCUCAAGAUCCCGCUCGUGCGGUGUGAAGAUUGUGGUAAAGAAUUCAACUCCACAUCAGGUUUGCGAAUGCACAGAAUGCGGCAUCAUUCUGAUCAGCCGGUACCGACGCGGUUCUGUGCCGAAUGCGGCCUGGAAGUCGCCAUCGACGUGUUCCCCGUGCACAUGGCGCGUCACCGGCACAAGGACAAAACCUACCCGUGCCCGCACUGUGACAAGGUUUUCCUCACGGGUGCAUAUGUCCGCGUCCAUGUCGCCAAAGUUCACGGGAUCGGACAAGUGAAGCUCAAAUCGCGCGACAUCCCCAAGCAGUGCACCGAGUGCGGAGUGCAGAUGAAGGGCGACGAAUUUUUCCGGGCGCACAUGUUUACUGAGCACGGGAUCGAGUUGCCCGGGCUUCGCCGCCUGGAUUGCGAAUACUGUGAUCGUGUGUUUUACAAGAAACGCUCCUACGAUUUUCACGUAAUGGAGCAUACGGGUGAGAAGCCGUACAAGUGUGACCUGUGUGGCUAUUGCGCUCGUCGGCCAGGAAAUAUCUGGAGCCACAAAAAGUUCAAGCACAAAAUAAUAUCGGGUCAGAAAAAGGCGGAGGCCAAAUCAGAAAAUGACCCGAGUUCUGCGACUGAUACCGCUGUUGCCAUAGGUGACGAUGCGGAUAAAUCUCAAUGACGCUGAAGAAAACCGCAAAAUCUCCAUCUCGACAGAUUCUAUAUUUGUAGAGCUUUAUUUUAUAUGUUUUUGUCCCUGGACGUCGUUGUUCAGACGUGUUCCUAAAGUUACCAAAAAUCUUUUCGUAUGAAGUGAAUUUUCGGUUUGUAAGUAAAAUGAACAUGCGAUUUUUGCUUCAGGCUCGCACCGUGUUAUGUUGAGAGCAUUGACAAAUAAAGCAGAAUACCUUACACCUUUUGAUUUAUUCCGAGUUGAAUUCUUUUUCAUCCUACC
Messenger RNA from Notodromas monacha, 1936 nucleotides. NCBI's taxonomy places the organism in Eukaryota, Metazoa, Arthropoda, Ostracoda, Podocopida, Cyprididae. The record is from the annotation of a GenBank genome assembly.